This is a messenger RNA of Solanum pennellii, 1979 nucleotides long. RefSeq lists its product as uncharacterized. Gene Ontology annotation, cellular component: nucleus; chromatin. The transcript is spliced from 10 exons. The record is from RefSeq and is a predicted model, not a curated record. Gene Ontology annotation, biological process: DNA repair; mitotic sister chromatid cohesion. NCBI's taxonomy places the organism in Eukaryota, Viridiplantae, Streptophyta, Magnoliopsida, Solanales, Solanaceae. Bases 175 to 1638 code for a protein of 487 amino acids.
GUCUCUCUGUUUCUGUGUCUUAAAAAGGCACUUUCUUGAAACAAAGAAUUUGGUGUUUAGAGAGACACGUAGAGUGUAAAUGCCAAAAUUAAGCAAACUGUGUACACGAGAAAAGCACAAUCAUCCUCAAAAAAGCUGUGAGAAAAAAAUGCAAUUAACGCAAGUGGUUUAUGAAUGAUGUUUCUCUUUGCUCAGCCUGAUUUUGGGGAGAUUUGGAUUUGUUAUUGUCAGGAGCUGGUUGAGGAUCUUUGGCGCCUUGGUUGCAUUAUUGCUUCAUCUCGUCAUAUAAGGAAAAAGAAGAAGAAGUUAGAGCAUCUUUUGUCACUGGUGAAGCAAAUCCCCUCCAUAUCGACGCGAGAUGCUUUUCGGCCUGCAAUGGAAGCACUAGUUGCUGAUGGACUUCUACGACAUUCUGACAUGGAUGUGAAGGUGUCAGUUGCAUCUUGCAUCAGCGAGAUCAUGAGAAUUACAGCUCCAGAUCAACCAUAUAAGGAUAGCAUACUUAAGGACUUUUUUGAGCUUGCAGUUUUGGCGUUUGGGAAAUUGUCUUGCUUGGAUGGUCACUGUUAUUCAAAGGCUGUCUCAAUUAUUAAAGUUAUGGCAAAGUACCGAACAGGCGUGCUCAUGUUGGAUCUCAUGUUGGAUACAUUGAUUGUUCAGAUGUUUCAACAUUUUCUCAAUGGUAUAAGGCCGGACCACCCUGAUAAAGUAUUCACGGACAUCAAGGAAAUAAUGACCAUGAUAAUAAAAGAGAGUGAAAACAUUCCAAUGCAAUUUAUGAGCAUCCUUGCAAACAUCCUCAUAAAUAGUGUUAAGAAGGAAAAUCAGAAUGUUUCGCCUCGUUCUUAUGUGCUGGGAGAGGAAGUUCUUCAAGAAAGUGCUGUCAAACUUCAUCCAUAUCUUCCAAAAGCAGUGGCGGCCCUCAACAUUUCCUUUAAAAACUAUUCCGAAGUUGUUGAAUUGACAUGGAGAGAGGCAAUGAAAUGUAAAGCUACGGUGGGUCUUGUGAAAAAUAAAGAUGAUUUUUUGAAGGCACUGGGUUUCGCCUCAAACACCAAAGAAAUCAAUUUCCCUAAAGCCUGUAAAAGACAACGUAAACAACGUAAAAGGAAGUACUUUCUAUCACAAGAAGAGGGGGAAGCAACUGAUGAUCCAACUCCUUCAACAAUGACCAUGCAACAUAAUUUAACUCCAAAAGGAGUGCACGAAAAUAAAGGGGUCAGGGUUGAUGUGCAUGGCUAUAAAGUAAAAGUGAGCAGUGGUCCCAUACUCACUGCCAUUUUUGCCAAGUAUGGUGACAUUGCAGUCAAUUGUUAUUAUAAAUCACUGGCUUUCAGAGCUUCCGUUCUUGAUAUAGUUUGUGAUGUUGUAAGGAGGCUGAAAACCGGUGACGUUGGCUCUACUUCCAUCAACGAUAUGAGAAUUUUGCUUUCUGCUGCAGCGAGGGUCAAACUUGAUGUAACUUGGCUGCAGCAGUAUCUGGAUCAGAUUUCAGAAGAGGGAGAUAUGGAGAAGAAGUUAUCGGAUUUGAUGGAGGUGAACAAGACUACCAUGCUAGUGUCUAUAGCAGCUGAAAAGGACGUAUUAGAAAGGAAUAGGAAGGUCUUCGCUGCAGAGGAACGGCUCAAAAAAGGCUGAAAAGCGCUUGCAAGAGGCCCGAAGCCGAGCAGGACAGGUGGAAAGGUCUGUCAGAGUUCUUGAAACAGUGUGUGAAAAAGUUUAGCAGGACAUAAAGGAGGUUUAGGAUCAAGCACAGUAUCGAGUAAGUAGGUUAAAUAAGCUUUUGUAAAGCUGUUUUAUCCUUGCUACUUUUCUUGAACACUAUUGCCAAGUAAAUCUAUAACAUGUAUUAGAUGAACUUCUUAAAUUUGAUUUCUGGAAUGAUGUAUACAAGUAAGUUUGUCCGUGUAGAUCUAGAUAGUCUUUUUUAUUGAAUUGUGGAGCAAAACAUUAAUCUCUCAGUAAAAUGAGUUCAUUAA